Messenger RNA from Salpingoeca rosetta, 2323 nucleotides. RefSeq lists its product as uncharacterized. The transcript has 2 exons. Gene Ontology annotation, cellular component: nucleus. The record is from RefSeq and is a predicted model, not a curated record. Gene Ontology annotation, molecular function: transcription cis-regulatory region binding. Bases 77 to 2062 code for a protein of 661 amino acids. Lineage: Eukaryota; Choanoflagellata; Craspedida; Salpingoecidae. Gene Ontology annotation, biological process: regulation of transcription by RNA polymerase II.
GGCAAGCGUUCCUGUUGUGUAACACCCCUGAUCGUUCAACCCCCUCUCUAUUACGCACGCAGACGCACUCUCGUUCAUGUCACACGCUGCCUUCGCGCAAGUGUCACACCACACCAAACAAGCACCCGCUACCCAACACAAGAAGCGCUACCAUCCCAGCCCACCAUCACAACCAUCAGCCAACCGUCGUCACUGCAUGAUGCACGAGGAACACCCAACAGAAGACGCUAUCAUUAUCACGGAGCACGUUGAGCGCACCCAGGCUCAACAACCACAAGCAGAUGGGUGUGGUGCUCCUGCUCAGAGCGAAGACGCAGGCUCGACAGCAAGCGCAAGCACAGCAAGCAGCAGCCCAAAGCGCGGCACGUUUGUUGCCUAUGGCGAGUGGGGGAAAACCAGAUGCACGUACCACCGGGCCAUUUCAAAAACACACACGCUCACCUUCGACAAGGCCAACGAGACAGACACGGCCCUUGCUGCCUUCGACUACUGUGUGCGGCGGCCACCUGUCUUGGCGCGCAUUGCGCAGAGCGAGCCCGGCAACAUCACCUGCACCCUGCAGACGUCCCCGGCCGUGCUGACGGUGACAGGUGUCACACGCGAGCAGGCGGCUGCGCUGGCAGAAGAGUACACCAGCGAGCUCAUGGAGGCGUACUGCGAUGCCGUGGCUUUAGGUCGAGGCUCCCUCGACUUCAACUUCUACAUGCACCGCUUCUUUGAUGAUGAGGAGGAGCACGUUGGCGAGCUCGAUGCACACGAGCACUCGGCUUCUUCACGCACCAGCGACAAGGACAUCAACUCCAGCACCUGCAGUGAGCACAGCACCGCAAGCGACAGCGACAAUGGCAGCAGUGGCAGCGUGGUGAGCAGUGGCGACGAGGUGAGCGAUGCAGACAGCGGUGUUCACGGCUCAGCCCACGCACCCGGUAAGAGCAGCGCCAAGCACGCUGAGCACGCCGAGCACGUUGAGCAAGCGACACAAGCAGCUGCUCGAGCAGUCGAGACGCAGGUCAUCCCUGUCGACAUUGCGGGGAUGCAGGGCGAGCUUAAGCUGAAGGACGACGACGAGAACUUUGCACUCGUCGCUGCUGCCAUCCACCGCGGCCUGGAACGACUGCAGUUCACGAAGGACACGGCAUUUGCGGCUGUGGGCCCGAAGAUGCCGCUCAAGCCGUCCGCAGACGCCCCAGCUUUGCUUCAACAGGCCAUGUGCGCACAGCUGUUGCGCUUGAGCCAAGAGGUGGGGGAGGGCAGCGAGGAUGGCAGAAACGAGGACGACAACAAACACCAGCAGCACCAGCAGCAGCAGCAGCACCAGCAGCAGCAGCACCAGCAGCAACAGCAGUUUGGUCUGAAGAAGGAAGACGACAAGGUAGACGAGGAAGACGCGGCAGGGUGCCACAAGAGUGCGGCGCGUGAGUUCAUCAUUGCGUCCACCGACCCAGCUGCACUAGAGGCUGCGCGUGAGGCUCUCAACCACGCCCUUGCAAACUUCCGCCUUGAUGUGCCAGGUUAUGCCGACCUUGCCGGUUCUUGGGACCAGAUGCUACACAACUUCACGCAUCACGCCGAUACGCGACAGAGUAUUUUGGAUAUUCGGGGCAUCAAGUUUUACCGCACAUGUGCUGUUCCACCUGAGCUGCGGCCUGCGCUUGAUAACAUUGAGAUGGUGUGGCUGCAAUCAUAUCAGCCCCCCACCUUGAAGCAAUGGAAGUCCAUGGUCAGCCUCCCAAACAUCAAGAUACUUGACCUCAACUCGCCGCGAAACACAGCAGAGCUGUUUGAGAAGGUGAAGGCGACGGGCGACGAGGAGCUGGUGCGCCGCUUCAAGGAGGUGACGGUCCUGUACAACCACACGGGCCUGAGCCCCGAGGAGGCAAAGCGGCACCGAUACCGGCAGCGACUCGCGUCUGCGUUUGACGUUUUCACCAUGUUCGGGCAUGGCCGGGACUGCGAAGCGUGCAAGCAGCGCGAGAUGAGCUGGUGGUGCCUGUAUGACAAUCCCGGCAACUGCGAAGGCGUCGACUUCUAUGACCCCGACUACUCGGACGGGCUUGACUGAGAUCAUGAGAUGGUCUGAAGGUCUAGGAGGAUGGUGAACAUGAUGGCAACAUGGCUAAGUGAUGUGCUCGUGCCUGUGUGGGACACGCAAGGAGUGGGGCUGGCUGUCAAAUGUAUGAUUGGUGGAGUUUGCAACACACGACGUAUGUUUGUCCCUCCAAGGCUGCGUGGGUGAGUGUGUUUGGUGUCGUCUGCAGGUGGGCUGCUUUGAGAGUUCGAGUGCCUUGAGAUGAAUACAAAAAGAACUAGAGAAGAGAACAAG